AGCAGGUGGGACAGGAGACCUCGUUGGCGUCCUGUGCUGCGUCCCGUGAGGAGCCAUGACGGAGUAUAAGCUGGUGGUGGUGGGCGCUGGAGGCGUGGGCAAGAGCGCCCUGACCAUCCAGCUCAUCCAGAACCACUUCGUGGAUGAGUACGACCCCACCAUCGAGGACUCCUAUCGGAAGCAAGUGGUCAUCGACGGGGAGACGUGCCUGCUGGACAUCCUGGACACAGCGGGCCAGGAGGAGUACAGCGCCAUGCGGGACCAGUACAUGCGCACGGGGGAGGGCUUUCUCUGUGUAUUUGCCAUCAACAACACCAAGUCCUUUGAGGACAUCCACCAGUACAGGGAGCAGAUCAAGCGAGUGAAGGACUCUGACGACGUGCCCAUGGUGCUGGUGGGGAACAAGUGUGACCUGGCUGCUCGCACCGUGGAGUCCCGGCAGGCGCAGGACCUCGCCCGCAGCUACGGCAUCCCCUACAUCGAGACGUCAGCCAAGACGCGCCAGGGCAGCCGGUCUGGCUCUGGCUCCAGCUCCGGGACCCUCUGGGACCCUCCGGGACCCCCGUGACCCAGCGGCCCCUAGCGCUGGCGUGGAGGAUGCCUUCUACACGCUGGUGCGAGAGAUUCGACAGCACAAGGUGCGCAAGCUGAGCCCGCCCGACGAGGGAGGCCCAGGCUGCAUGAGCUGCAAGUGCCUGCUGUCCUGACGUCCCCUCCAGGGCCACGUUGGCAGCCCCGCUGGUCCUCUGUGCCCCAGGCGCACAGGCUCGGGGCGAGGAGGUGCCGGAAGCUGGGAGGAGGCGCGGAAGGAGGAAGGAGGAGGGCGAGGAAGGAAGGAAGCGCCCCCGGGGCCCGGCCAGCCCAGGCCCCCUGGACAGGGGGAGCACGGACCUCCCAGGGCGCUUUGCACAGACUGUCGUGAACUGAGGCCACGGGCCCCCCCGGCUGUCACUCUCCCCCAGUCCCGUCCUUGCCCGCGGGGCAAAGGCUGAGUCGCAGUAAAUUAUUUGAUGGUCUUGA
Canis lupus familiaris (dog) is the source of this 1020-nucleotide messenger RNA. It is a transcript of the gene HRAS, whose product is annotated as HRas proto-oncogene, GTPase. Lineage: Eukaryota; Metazoa; Chordata; Mammalia; Carnivora; Canidae. Gene Ontology annotation, cellular component: plasma membrane. The record is from RefSeq and is marked inferred. The transcript is spliced from 5 exons. The coding region runs from base 56 to 568 and encodes 170 amino acids. Gene Ontology annotation, molecular function: GTPase activity; GTP binding; GDP binding. Gene Ontology annotation, biological process: cellular senescence; Ras protein signal transduction.